AACCUCCGUUGAGAUUCACCAUUUCGUGGCACGAUAAACUAUCAACGAAUUUCAAGGACAGAUACGUCUAGCGGCUGUCUACGUCUAGAACACGUGUCACGAUAACGCCAUCUAGAAAACAAUGGACGUUGCUUUGAGUACUAAGAAAAGCGCGGUAAAAUGAUCUGCAGAAAAAAUCCGUUGCCAUCGACCAGUCUGCUAGCCAUUGUUACAGUGUCCUUUGAAUCGUUCAGGUGAGACAUCCUGAAUUUCAUCAUGCCAAUAGUAAAUGGUUCAAAGGUAUUAAAAUUCGCGAGGCUAACCGAUAAAGCUUACGCCCCUACGAAAGGAUCGAAAAGUGCUGCGGGAUAUGAUUUAAGAAGUGCUUACGAGUACGUUGUGCCAGCACGUGGUAAAAAUCUAGUUAAAACUGAUUUACAAAUCGAAGUUCCUCAAGGUACGUAUGGACGAAUUGCACCACGUUCUGGACUAGCAUGGAAAAAUCAUAUCGACGUAGGCGCCGGCGUUAUUGAUGCUGAUUAUCGCGAGGAAAAUGUAUGGAAGCUGUGCCAGGACGUAGCCACGAGACACGGAUCGGAAAUAAAUCAUUGCUACGUUGCUUUCGUGAGCAACCCCUGGCGUAGCGUACCGCUAUGGCGACAACGGGCAGGAAAGGACGAGGAUAAGCUCGUUGUUUGGGACUUCCACGUAAUCUUUAUCUAUGCACCCGACGAAAGGGCGGUCGUGUACGAUUUAGAUAGCGUGUUGCCGUUUCCGACGCAUUUCUGGAAGUACGCGAUGGAAACGUUUAGAUCCGACGAGGUGGUGCCGCCGGAGCAUCACAGAAGAUUUAGAGUAUUGCCAGCCAGCGUAUACUUGCGAGAGUUCGCGUCAGAUCGGCAUCACAUGAAACGCGAGGAUGGUACAUGGAUCAAGACUCCGCCGGAUUAUCCGCCGAUCUCAACACCAAGAUGCAAGGAUAACUUGGAUACCUUUAUCAACACGGAUCCAGAGACCGGGUUGGGGGUCGUGUUGACGUUAGAGAAACUAUUCGACCGGUUUCAUAGGCCGAUCGCGAACCCAUCGGUCCCUCGUUCACCCCAGCCACAACCGACACCGACAUAAACGUGCCGCUUAAGUAAGUUCCGCAGGGUGACGAUCGUUUUGCUUUGAUUUCGAAUGUCAAAAUCAAUUGUAUGGCCUAAGGGAAUUGGUUGGCGCAUGUACCUUCACGAGCGGAAACAUUGGGUCAUAAUCGGAUAAUUAUGUUUGCUUAACCGUUGCUCACGACGUUUCCGUGUAACAUGAAAUAUAUACUGGAACCGAUCGAUCGUUUACCAAAUAUUAGAUCGUUCAUGCUCGAUGCGUAAGUCGAUGUUUAAACGUUACUUGAUGCGUGCCCCGUUCUUGCCACCGAUUAAAUUUAAUCGUAAGACGCGUUGAUCGACGCUACGAAUUUAGCUAGUCGUCGUUGAGUGUACAGAGCAACGUAUUCGAAAACAUUCUUUUCUUUUUCCAUUGUCUCCAAAAUCAAAAAUCGGAUCGACAACAUUAACGGAUCGCGUUGUCUGUGCCGGUACGCGAGCUCGCGGACGAGCAAAGUGAUCGUGCUGUGCUGCUGUUUUCCAAUGUAUCUCGAAUAAGUAUUUUGCCCGUUGUAUUUCUAGGCUAUGCUGAAAAACGUUUCUUUCGUCCCUUUCGAAAAAAGUGUUAUUUGCAGCGCGUCGCGGAGAUCCUUUGUCUCUAUUGUGUACUAUCACGUUACGAUCGACCAUGUUUCAAGUUUUUGAGUCGUGGUUCCAUGAGUGUCCUCGUGUUUGUAUGUUUUACCAUACAUUCGUAUAGAAAUCUAUUUCACCGCUUUGCUCUAUCGAUGGUAUUGUAUCGUUAUAAUUAUUGUGUCAAAGACUGAUUGUAUUUACGGAGAAUCUCCGAGAAGCUCGAUGGUAGGUCGCCCUUCGAUCGACGCAUAUAUCUAUUAACGCGCGUCCGAGACACAGACGCGACUAAAAAAAAAACGCUUAUUAUUAUCGUGCGAUCGAUAUAGUAAGGUCAAGAACUCAAAUUCUUCGCGAGAUAAUGUAAUUAUUACGAUUAUUGUAAUUCUUGUGAUACUUUACACUUUCUACUUUGAAUACCUACAAGCUAUUUGUCUACUGUUUAUACUAAGGAAAAAAAAAAAUAAUACUGAUUCUUAACGACUGUGCGUUCGCUCGUCGACGCGACUAUCUUCCGUACAGCGGGGUCGAUGUUGGACGAGCGAAAUGAAAUCGGCAAAUCGAACCAAAUUCGUACCAGGGUUGCGACCCCCGCACGACCAAUCGUCUACAUCGAAAGAUCGUCCUCGAGUCAACGAACGCGCGCGCGCAUCCCUCGUAUCCCGAAUGCCAAAACAAUCCUGACAACGAAAACUUUGAAUCGUUGAUUAUUCGCGACGAAAUGUAACAAAAUUACAGCGAGACGCUGUAACGUUCGCUCGCGGUGCUCUUACGAUCGCCAUUCCCGAAUUUAUUGUCACGAUCGGUAAAGAAUUUUGGGGGAAAAAGUAUCGAUCGACGAGCGAACGCAAACGGACCGUCGUCGCGUCGGUUCGUCGAUCAAGCGACGAUGAAUCGAUUAGUCGGCGUCGAUAAUUUAAGAGUUCGUCCACUCUUUGCCUUCCAGAAUCUUUCACUAGUUCUCUUUGUCUUCUAUCGUCGACGUGCGUUUCGCUGCGAUUCGCUUGUAUCGUGUUACGUACGAUUAUUCGAAAAACAUCUAGUCACCGAAAGAAAAUCGAGUACGAUCCACGACGACGGAACACGCCCGCGUCGUUUUUACACGGACGCCCGGCGUCGUGUCGUGCGUGAAAAAAUCCCGGGACCUUUCUAGCGUGCAGUAUAUUCGAUUAUUAAAAUAGAAGAAACGAGAGAGCCAGAGACCUAAUCUCUCUGUCGUUCAAGGUAUUACUAAAUAUAUCAGAGGAAAUUGAUAACUAUUGCAUAUAUACAUAUGUAUGUAUAUGUAUAAUAUAAAUGUUGCGGGACAAACACGGACACGUACACGUACACUCAUAUUAAUCAACAUUUCAUAUUUAUUAUAUUGAUAUAUUUAAUUAUAUUGUGUCGAUUUCGAUACACCGAUGAGAGAGUUUAGUCGGAAAUGUUGAAUUAUACACUGUUUUAUACAUAUACAUGCGUACAUAUACAUACAUAUAUGUAUAUGUUUGUCAACGUUCGGUGACAUAUUCUCUUAUCAUUGUCAUUCUGCAAGAUACGUUAUAAUACGACUUUCAGGAUUACAAGUCUUUUAUCACGAUACGUGCUCAUGUUCACUGAAAAUUUAAAAAAAAAAAAAAACAAAAAAAAAAUACGUUGGAAGAACCUCUUUAUAAACUUCGUCUUUCGAAUCUACGAUAAUUUAAUUAUAUAAUAAAUGGACACACUCCGUUUGUCUCAGCUUGAAAUUUUAUGAAUGUACUUUUUAAAUCUUUAUAUAAAGAAAUCAUUACGUGCUCCGAAAUCCUCUGUGCCUCCCCCCUCCCCCCUUUCUUCGACGAACAGCACCAAUGUCAACAAAAAUAGAAGAAAAUACUCUGAAAACGGUAAUCGAAGCAAAUUCUCCGAGCGUGCAUAUUUCGUUCUCCUCCCACGAUGCGUUUUUAAUCGACGGGACGAGUGUAUUGCUUUCCAAGAACGUUGUCUAUCAAUUAUUAAGCUAAGUUUAUCCGAUACUUCUGCACGAUCGACUUUCUAUUAGACCUUGCGACGUGUACGAGAAUGCUUGGUGUUUGUUCAAGUUACCCCCCACUCACACACACACACACACACACAAGUGAUUUAACGUUUUUGCUCAUUAUGGCGCACAAUAUUCCGGUGUGUGCCGUUUGAUCCAGGUCAAACGCUGUUAAGAUUAUCGUACCUUAGGCAUCGGAGAAUUA
Colletes gigas is the source of this 3898-nucleotide messenger RNA. Its product is annotated as protein N-terminal glutamine amidohydrolase-like. Lineage: Eukaryota; Metazoa; Arthropoda; Insecta; Hymenoptera; Colletidae. Gene Ontology annotation, molecular function: protein-N-terminal asparagine amidohydrolase activity; protein-N-terminal glutamine amidohydrolase activity. Gene Ontology annotation, cellular component: nucleus; cytosol. The record is from RefSeq and is a predicted model, not a curated record. The coding region runs from base 256 to 1104 and encodes 282 amino acids. The transcript has 6 exons.